AUCCUUUAAUUUGUCUUUUGAAAUAGAACGGUCAACCGUUACCAAGCCCUUAAAAAAUCAAAAGCCUCUGAUAAAAACUCCGAAUAUAUCAAACAGACUUGUCAUGUCUGUACAGCUGGGUUCCGAAUCCAGCCAUGAAGACUUUCGUGGCCCCACAUUCUGAAUCCUAGAGCUGCGAAACACUUGAGGAGCGCUUAGAACUCCCAGACAGCUAGCGACCAUCAUGGCGUCCUCUCUUGCUGCCGGAGCCGUCAGCUCCAAGCUCGUUGCCAUCCGCAUUCCCUCCUCUCAGCAGACUUCCUGCCAACCUUCUUCUUUCUCCGGAGCCCCCAUCUUUGCGCACAGACUACCUGCAAACGGAAGCAGGAUAACUUGUCAGGCAGAGAAAGACGCUGCUGACGUAAGCAGGAGGAGCAUUUUGGGGCUUGCUGCUGCAGUCGUCCCAGUCUUGGCUGCGUCUCCUGCAUUUGCGCUUCUGGAGAGCGAUGAAGAUCUAGAGUUGCUCUCAAAGGUGAAGGAGUCGAGGAAGAAGCGGGAGGCCAGCCAAGCGGAGGCGAAAAACAACCAGGAUGAGUCAUCGGCGGUCCAGGAUGCGGUAAACAGGCUGGCCAAGGCUGGCCAGGCGAUUGACAGCGACGACUUUGAAACCGCGUCGUCUGUCCUCGGAAGCAGCUCGGACGUUACCUGGGUUGCAAAUGUAGAUGGGGCUCUAGCUAAGUUCGGUAGCAAAGGAAAGGAAAAGAAGGCGGCUGCCGACUUCAAAUCUGCGUUGAAGGCCCUCCAGACCUCAGUUGCUCAAAAGAAUGCUGAUGCAGCGAAGAGCCAAUUCGUAACUGCCGCAAAGGCUCUUGAAUUGUGGAGCGACCUGACCGGACUCGCAGCUACUCUACAAGGAUUGUAGUUUAAUCACUGGUAAGCUUCGUGUUGGGUACAGUCCGAGGUGAAUGGGGUUCGGAAUGUUCCUACCAUUUUGGGCUUGGUGCAUCAUGGGCUUUUGCGGCCGCCUUAUGCUAUUACCGUUCCAAUUUUGCAGCUAUUCAUUUUCUGCGAACAAAUUGAUCUUUAAGGUUCGACCUCGGACUCCGGCU
Molecule: messenger RNA, 1088 nt
Organism: Klebsormidium nitens
Lineage: Eukaryota; Viridiplantae; Streptophyta; Klebsormidiophyceae; Klebsormidiales; Klebsormidiaceae
Source: the annotation of a GenBank genome assembly